CGCAACAGGGCCUCUGUAAGCCACAGCCGAAGAUUGACGAUGCGUAUAGAUCACAAUUUCAAGUAAAUUGAUGUUAAAAAAGAGGUUGUUUCUGAGAUGAAGACAGUAUCUCUAUUUCCACUAUCCAGUACCUGCAAACGCUCCUGCAAAUAGACAACGCUCAUAUUUUCUUUCCAAUAAUCCCCAUCAUGACUCAAACAAAAGACAACGUUCUCAUAACCGGAGCCGGCGGCUUCAUCGGCCAAGAACUCAUCACAUCUCUCCUCAACGACAUGCCCAAUGCUCACUUCACCCUCACCGAUAUCAUCACACCCCACAUUCCCUCAGGAGCUGAAAACCAGGUCACAUCCCUCAAAGCAGACCUAACAAACCCCUCAGCUGUGUCAUCCCUGCUGUCCAACCGCUUCAGCCAUGUCUACAUUCUUCAUGGUCUCAUGUCUGGAGGCGCAGAAGCCAAUCUCGACCUAGGACUUAAGAUAAACGUUGACUCAGUGCGAAGUAUCCUUGACGUGUUGAGGGUGCAGUACCCCGGCACGAAAGUUAUAUUUGCUAGCUCUUGCGCUAUCUACGGUCAGACUGAUCUUGUGACGGAGUUUGGCACACUCCCUCAGCCUAAAAGCUCCUACGGCAUUCAAAAGCUACUUGUGGAGCUUUUGAUCAACGAUUACUCCCGUCGUGGUUUCCUAGACGGACGUAUUGUCAGAUUACCCACUGUCAUCGUCCGUCCAGGUACACCCUCAGCAGCGGCAUCCAGCUUUGCGUCAGGAAUUGUCCGAGAGUCUCUACAAGGUGUACCCAAUAUUCUACCCGUUAGUAGAGACCUCGAGCUUUGGGUCUGCAGUCCGGCAACAGUUAUCAAGAAUCUCAUCAAGAUCAAAGACGUUCCAAAAGAGAAGUUUGGCGAUUCGAGAGUGGUCAACUUGCCAGGUAUUACAGUCACGGUGCAGGAAAUACUCGAUGCUCUGAAAGAGGUUGGUGGUGAGAAGGCGCUUGCACAAAUUGAGGAGAAGAGGGAUCCGGCGAUUGAGGCAAUUGUAAAUAGUUGGCCGGCGAGAUUUGACGUAUCCAGGGGUUAUGGUCUUGGACUUGAGGCUGAUGGAAAGGUCUUGGAUGCUGUUAAGGCGUUCCAGGCAAAGAUUGCCAGGGCUUAG
Molecule: messenger RNA, 1151 nt
Organism: Fusarium redolens
Lineage: Eukaryota; Fungi; Ascomycota; Sordariomycetes; Hypocreales; Nectriaceae
Exons: 1
Coding region: 189-1151 (320 amino acids)
Source: RefSeq, a predicted model, not a curated record